AUGGCGAACUCUUCAGAGGAAUGGCCCAUUGGGUGGAUUGUGAACAACGACACCGAGUUUAAUUUUGCUACAUCAAUCUUCAACCUCAACUACACGCUACAUAAAGGAAUCGUAAACGAGGAUGAUUUCGACUGGGCAAUAACUUAUAUUGCUGGGAAAAAGGUCUUCCUAGUAAAUGCUCCCCAGGAAUACCAUGCCAUGGUGGGUACAGCCAUGAGGGAAAGAUUUCACAUACAGGUGCUCUUUUUUGGAGGUACUUGUGACUCGGAUACGUACGGAAUUCCGCCUAUUGGCCAUUGUUUGUUGCAGCUACCGGACGUCGAUGAGAGUCAGAUUGCACGCUUGUCAACAAUCAUUCCCAGAGAGAAUUUGACAUCCUUAGCCAAACUGGCGAAUGCCAUCGACCGCUUUGUAGCAAAAUCAACGACGAGAGAAAUUAACAUUGAUGCAACAAUCGAAGAGUUAGCUGUGUUAAACCCAGAGAUUAACGAUGGACUCGUGCAACCAGAGAUUCGCUUGCCCCCGGAUUAUCGAUUAUGGCCAGGAUAUAUGAACAACUAUAUGUGCUGCAGCAAGGAUUUGAACAGCGGCCGCUAUAGAAACCAGAUACCGUGUCUCAGGGUCCGAGGCGUUCGAGGCUAUAAGAGAACUACUAGCAAUCAUAUCAUGUGGGUGAAAUUUGCAAGCCUGGCAUCGGCACUCGCCAUAUCAGCUAUUAUUGGAGAAAUUUACACAGGUCAGCCAUGA
Molecule: messenger RNA, 747 nt
Organism: Trichoderma asperellum CBS 433.97
Lineage: Eukaryota; Fungi; Ascomycota; Sordariomycetes; Hypocreales; Hypocreaceae
Source: RefSeq, a predicted model, not a curated record